CCAAAAACUGGUUCCUCAUCUGGGGCUGGAGCAGGUGGAGAGGACUGAGCUGGGGCUGUGCCCCACUCCCUACAGCUCCAGUACCAGACCAGGACCCUUCACCCACCCUCUUCCAGGGCUGCCCCACUUCCCUACUAACUUUGGACUCAAAAGCCUUUCUCCCUGGGCCUGUGUCCCUGCAGUUCCCACGUCUGAGGCCAUGGGGAGCCCCCUGGUGUAGUCUCCAGCCAUCCUUAGCGGCCAGGUGUAGGUGGGGAUGAGCUGAGGUUCCGGUUCAUCUGCCAGUGCCCCUGCUGCCCUCCAGGCCAUGGCGGAGGAGGUAGGGGCUUUGCUGCCUGUAGCUGAGUGGCUGCGGGCAUUGCAUCUGGAGCAGUAUGCUGGACACUUUGAGCAGUACGGGCUAGUGUGGGCAGCUGACUGCCGGGGCCUGAACGAUGGACAACUCCUCCACAUGGGCGUCACAAUGCCUGGGCAUCGCCGACGAAUCCUAUCUGGCCUCCAACGGGCCUAUGCCACUGCCUCUGAGGAGCCCCGUGGGCCUGCCCCUGCCCCUGCCCCUCGGGGACCUCCUCGGCCUGUGCCUGCCAAGCGCCAUGUCUUUCGUUCAGCCCCAGCCCCAGAUCUAUCCCUAGCGCCAGCCCCAGCCCCUUCCCUAUCCCUAGCCACAGCCAUGGUCCCAACCCUGGCCCCAGGACCGGCGCUAGCCUCAGCACCAGUCUCAGUCUCAGCCUCAGUCUCAGUCCCAGCCCCAGUGCAGACCCCCACCUUAGUUCCUUCAGCUUUUGCCCCACCUAUCCCUCCCCGAAGGAGUUGCCGACCUCCUGCCCCCUUUGCUUCUCUGGAACUUGGCCCAUCCAGGGACCCCGUGCUGCCUCCACUGCCUGCCAAACGACACCAGGUGGAGGCCAGAGCACCUUGCAUUCCACCUCGGAGUGGCCCACCCAAGCCUCUGAUGAGUCUCCCCACAGAAGAGGAGAAGUCACUGGAGUCCGAGCUUGAUGCACCUUUGUCCCCCAUCUCCCAGAUUCCCUCCCAGCCCCCUCCACUUGCCCUCAGUGCCCCAGAAAUCCCCCCGAAGCCCUCCCGCCUGCUGCCUGAGUUUGACGAUUCAGACUAUGAUGAGCUUCCUGAAGAAGGGCCACCAGCCCCAAGCCCCACCCCAGUGAUGGUCAACAAGGAGGAGCCAUCCCUGCAAGAUGUCCCGAGGACUGUGAGCGUGGCCAGUCUGCUGAGUGAAGGUGACGAGCUUGCGGAGGACCCUCACUGCUAUGAGGACAUCCCCAAUGGCAUAUGGGAUGAUGUUGGUCUGAGAUCCCCAAGCCUCAGCAACACCGCAGCCCCAGAGCUCCCCCUGCAUCCUAUGGAGGGGCCGCCCUGGACCUCAACUCCCUCCACACCUGUCAUCAAGGUUGGCUGGCUGGACAAGAACCCACCUCAGGGGCCCCACAUAUCUUACACUGCCAGAUCCUACAUCUAUCAGAAGCGAUGGGUCAGGCUGGACUCUGAUUACCUACGGUACUUUGACAGCGACAAGGAUGCGUAUUCCAAGCGUUUCAUCCCUGUCUCCUCCAUCUCUCGAGUUUCUGGCAUCAGUGACCAGAAGUUUGAAGUCAUCACACAUAACCGGACCUUUGUCUUCCGGGCUGAGAGUGAUGCUGAGCGGAAGGACUGGAUGCAGGCCCUUCAGCAGGCGGUGGAGGAGCAGCGGGGCCGGGCCCGGCUCUCAAAGGCCAGCCCCCUGGAGCCUCACUGUCCUGGGAUCCCAGACCAAGCUGGCAGCCUGGAGCUUCGAGGGGUGAAGAGCAAGCUCUAUGUGGUGGUGGUCGGUGACAAGGUGCUACUGUAUAAGAACUUGGAGGAAUACCAGAUGGGUAUAGGCAUCACUUUCAUUGAUAUGAGCGUAGGCAAUGUGAAAGACUCAGAUCGGAGAAGCUUUGAUCUCACCACUCCUUAUCGGAUCUUCAGUUUCUCGGCUGAGUCAGAGUCGGAGAAGGCCGAGUGGCUGGAGGCCAUGCAGGGUGCCAUUGCGGAGGCCCUGUCCACCAUGGAUGUGGCUGAGCAGAUCUGGGCUGAUGCCCCUAACCGACACUGCGCCGACUGUGGGGCCCCACAUCCAGAUUGGGCCUCCAUCAACCUCUGCCUUGUGAUUUGCAAGAGAUGUGCAGGGGAGCAUCGAUGGCUGGGGCCUUCUAUCUCCAAGGUUCGGAGCUUGAAGAUGGACCGGAAAGUGUGGACAGAGGAUCUGAUUGAGCUCUUCCAUCAUCUGGGGAAUGAGGCCGGGAAGCAGUUCUGGGCAGCCAAUGUCCCCCCUAGUGAAGCGUUGCACCCCAGCAGCAGCCCUGGGGACCGGCGGCACCACCUGGAGGCCAAGUACCGUGAGGGCAAGUACCGCCGUUAUCACCGUUUCUUCGGCAAGCAAGAGGAGCUUGAUAAGAACAUAAUAUAUACCAGUGAUGAUGAUGACGAUGAGAGGCCCCUGCACUACACUGAGAAGGUCCUCCCUAUCUUGCACAGCCUGGGGACUGACAGUCAUCUGGUGGUAAAGAAGUACCUGGCCAUGGAGGCCAUGCUCAUGUACCUAGCCAGCAAGGUAGGGGACACCAAGCAUGGCAUGAUGAAGUUCCGUGAGGAUCGAAGCCUCUUGGGCCUAGGCCUCUCCACAGGCAGCUUCCAUGACCGUUACUUCAUGCUCAACAGCAGUUGCCUAAGGCUCUUCAAGGAAAUCAGAAAUCUGAAGCAGCACAGUGGGGGCCUUGAGAACGUGAGUAGUAACCAAACCUCAGGCCAGCUCCAGUGGCUGGCUGGCGCUGUUGCGGCAUUGCUGCCUUACACACCGAGGGGAAGAGUCGGGCCAGGGAUGGGUCUGGGCGUGGCAUGAUGGGCAUGGCUCCUC
This is a messenger RNA of Vombatus ursinus (common wombat), 2893 nucleotides long. RefSeq names its product arf-GAP with Rho-GAP domain, ANK repeat and PH domain-containing protein 1-like. The record is from RefSeq and is a predicted model, not a curated record. NCBI's taxonomy places the organism in Eukaryota, Metazoa, Chordata, Mammalia, Diprotodontia, Vombatidae. The transcript has 18 exons. Gene Ontology annotation, molecular function: GTPase activator activity; protein binding. Gene Ontology annotation, cellular component: plasma membrane; trans-Golgi network; cytoplasmic vesicle. The coding region runs from base 308 to 2878 and encodes 856 amino acids.